This is a messenger RNA of Verruconis gallopava, 1731 nucleotides long. RefSeq names its product guanine nucleotide-binding protein subunit beta. The record is from RefSeq and is a predicted model, not a curated record. The coding region runs from base 382 to 1437 and encodes 351 amino acids. Gene Ontology annotation, cellular component: cytoplasm; heterotrimeric G-protein complex. Gene Ontology annotation, biological process: G protein-coupled receptor signaling pathway. Lineage: Eukaryota; Fungi; Ascomycota; Dothideomycetes; Venturiales; Sympoventuriaceae. Gene Ontology annotation, molecular function: protein binding; signaling receptor complex adaptor activity. The transcript has 5 exons.
CUGCUGCUUUUGCUCCCGCCUCUCGCCAAACCCUCCCCCAUGUGAGCCUCCGUCCUGAACCGCUUCAUCCAACUGCUUCUUCGCACUCUUCAUCGUCGCCGCACUCCCUCUCUCUGCGCGACCCGCGCGCCCUACUUCCCCUCCCUUCGACCUUCGCUCGUGCUCAGCGCUACGCCGACUCCCCCCUCCCCCCUUCUCCAACCCGCCCCGUUCUAGGCCGGCUCUCGCGUCCCCGAUCGUCACUUCUUUUCUGCCGCUCCCCUUGGCUGUGAACUUCGCGCUCCUCACCUCCUGCUCCGCCGCAGCAGGCCACCGCCCUCCUCCUCAAUCGUCAUCGACUUUUGCCGCUCCCCCUUUUCGUCGAAUUGUCUGUCCGUCGAGAUGGCGGACAACAAUGCCGAGUCCAUUCAGCAGCGCAUUCAGAUAGCUCGUCGCGAUGCCGAAGCUCUCAAGGACCGAAUAAAGAGAAAGAAGGAUGAGCUCGCCGACACGACACUACGCGAAGUUGCCCGCCAGAGGGUCGACCAGCUUCCCCGCCUGACCAUGAAGACGAGGCGGACCCUCAAGGGCCAUCUUGCCAAAAUCUACGCCAUGCACUGGUCGACCGACAGGCGACACCUUGUCUCCGCCUCGCAAGACGGCAAGCUCAUCAUCUGGGAUGCCUACACCACCAACAAGGUGCACGCGAUACCUCUGCGCUCCUCGUGGGUCAUGACCUGUGCCUACUCGCCGAGCGGCAAUUUCGUAGCCUGCGGUGGUCUCGACAACAUCUGCUCCAUCUACAACCUGUCGUCGAGGGAAGGCCCGACACGCGUCGCGCGAGAGCUGUCCGGCCACUCUGGCUACCUCUCCUGCUGUCGCUUCAUCAACGACCGUCGAAUCCUCACCAGCUCCGGCGACAUGACCUGCGUGCUCUGGGAUGUCGAGACGGGCGGUAAGCUCCACGAGUUCGCUGACCACCUGGGCGACGUGAUGAGCUUGAGCAUCAACCCUCUCGACAACAACCAGUUCGUCUCUGGUGCAUGUGAUGCCUUUGCUAAGCUUUGGGACAUUCGGCAGCAGAGAUGCGUGCAGACCUUUGCCGCGCAUGAUUCUGACAUCAACGCCAUCCAAUACUUCCCCAACGGCAACGCCUUCGGUACUGGCUCAGACGACGCCUCCUGCAGGCUCUUUGAUAUCCGUGCUGAUCGCGAGCUUCAGAGCUACACGAUCGGCGAACCCGUUUGCGGCAUCACCUCUGUCGCCUUUUCCGUCUCGGGACGACUUCUAUUUGCUGGCUACGACGAUUUUGAAUGCAAGGUCUGGGAUGUUCUCCGUGGCGAACGUGUCGGCACGCUGCAAGGUCAUGACAAUCGUGUUAGCUGUCUAGGCGUGAGCCAGGAUGCGAUGAGCUUGUGCACAGGUUCAUGGGAUUCGAUGCUCCGUGUAUGGGCAUAAGCGACCUCAGGAACUCACAAACUUGUGAUGAGGUGAUAAGCGUGAUGUUAUUUCGGUUCCGUGCGGACAGCGUGUGUGCCGAUAAAGAUGAUAACCAUCAUCACGAUUACCCGACUGCGUGACUUAAAACUAUUCACUGCGGUGUUCUCUGUAUGAAGAUAUGGAUGCUGCGGACGCUCGAUCUCUCUCUCUCUCUCUCUCUUCAUGCUGAUCCUGGAAACACUUCGACAAGCUCAACACCAAUCUUACCCAUCAAAAACCCCACAACCGGCGUCUCUUUUUCUCCCCCCCCCC